AAAGAUGAUAAAUACUCGAGUACACUGUUGAAAGAUAGAUAUUGGAGGCAGACAGAGUUACAACAACCUGGAGAGUUGAAUAUACUGUUGGUAAGCCAGAAGACAUUAGAAUCUUGGAACUCAGCUUUUAAUAGCAAGACUGACACUAGCAGCCAGAUCGUAGGAAGACUAAGAAAAGUCCACCUUUAGAGGGAAGCAUUGCAUUCAGACGCCUUCAUGUUGAUUUUAGUGCUGCCAGUUUUCCUGGCCAUUCGUGCCAUAUGCAAAAUGCAUACUAUGAAAUGCACACCAAUGGAUCCCCUUCCUAUUAUGCAUGAAUGGCACCAGCCUAAUGAAGUCCUCAUUGGUGGGAUUGCAUCUCAUAUCCAUCUGAUGGACCCUCAAAUUUCAUUCCGAAGGCAUCCUUCUCAGGAGUCAUAUGACCUGCCAGGAGUGCUGGUGAAAUACUACCAACACAUCCUGGCCUUGGUGUUUGCCAUUAAUGAGAUCAAUCGGGACCCCAAAAUUUUGCCCAACAUCACUCUUGGUUUCCACAUCUAUGACAGCUACUCUACUGCAAGCCUGACCUACCGAGUCACUUUGGAUAUACUCUGCAAAUCCCAAGCAUUUAUUCCCAACUACAAGUGUGGCCUCCAGAACAAUGUGAUAGGAGUGAUUGGAGGGUUUGAUUCGGAAACCUCCUCAUAUAUGGCAGACAUCCUGGGCAUUUACAAGGUCCCACAGGUAGGAUUUGAUCUGGGGGGGGUUUCUGCAGAUUUUCUAAUUCACUGAGUGUGAGUGAAGCUGUGAAGUGAUUAGAUUUUGUGUCUGUUGGAGAAAGAAGUAUUGCUCCAAAGAUCAUGGUGUGGAGGACGAAUGCGUGGGGAAGUAUUACUGUCCAAGAUUGUGGGUAUGGGAAUUCUUCUACUCCAUCUCUCUGAGCUUAAUCCUACAGUUUCCGAUUUAUCCUACAGAUGUUUUCUUCUAACUUAGCUUUUGUUUGAACAGAGAUUUAUUUAUUUUAUUUAUUUACAUCACUUUUACCCCGCCUUUCUCUCCGAGGGGACUCAAAGCAACUUACAGUAAAUAGGCAAAAAUUCAAUGCCUAAAAACAAUGUA
Molecule: messenger RNA, 1098 nt
Organism: Anolis carolinensis (green anole)
Lineage: Eukaryota; Metazoa; Chordata; Lepidosauria; Squamata; Anolidae
Product: vomeronasal type-2 receptor 26-like
Exons: 2
Coding region: 217-771 (184 amino acids)
Biological process (GO): G protein-coupled receptor signaling pathway
Cellular component (GO): plasma membrane
Molecular function (GO): G protein-coupled receptor activity
Source: RefSeq, a predicted model, not a curated record